Molecule: messenger RNA, 3430 nt
Organism: Epinephelus moara (kelp grouper)
Lineage: Eukaryota; Metazoa; Chordata; Actinopteri; Perciformes; Serranidae
Gene: kirrel2
Product: kirre like nephrin family adhesion molecule 3, like
Exons: 15
Coding region: 628-2904 (758 amino acids)
Biological process (GO): cell-cell adhesion
Cellular component (GO): cell-cell junction
Molecular function (GO): cell adhesion molecule binding
Source: RefSeq, a predicted model, not a curated record
ACUCAGCUCCUGCCAGAUUUGGUGUACCCCCCUCCCUACCAGAUGACUGUCAGUGCGCAUUUCCUAUUGGCAAGAGGGAGUGAGAAGUAAACAGAGGAGACCGACAGGGGAAGAGAGAGUGUGUGUGAGAGAGAAGGAGUGAGUGUGUUACAGUGGGAACAGAGUGAGACUCCAGCGGAGGGGGCGAGAGGCAACUUCACCGGGGUUUAUCACUGCGCACUGUCGAGGAGGAGAGAUCGCUUUCGAGCGCAGCAUGCUCAAGCAGGUUAAAAAAGUGGACUGUGGACGGAGCUGCUGAUUGAAACCCCCAGACUCACUAAUGGACUGUUAGAGAGCGCAGUGAGAGGUAACAGCUUUGCCAGCGUGACGGGGAGCGGACACCGGAGAGGAAGCUGAUGCAGCGGGGAAAGUUAUCAACUGUGGAGAUGCUUUGUUAACUGAGAGUUUACAAACUGUUCGGACCGCUCAGAGUCAUUUCUUUAAACUGGAUGCUAUUAUAGACCAAUCCCAGUGCGCUUGUCCGUCCGGUGAUACCACGGUGCCGCGGUGGACCAUAACCAGCUCAGUCGCAUAGACGGAGCGAGUGAAUCCUUCCACGCAACACAAUCAGUGGCAAGAGCUGCUACAAUGACGGCGUUAUACCUCAUCUUUUGCCUUAUGGCCACAGCAGCCACCCAAGCAGCCUACUUCUCCCAGCAGCCCCAGGACCAGGUGGUUGUAUCUGGCCAGUCGGUGACUCUACCCUGUGUCAUUGUGGGUUAUCGGGGAAUGGUACAAUGGACUAAAGAUGGCCUGGCACUGGGUGGAGAGAGAGACCUACCAGGCUGGACGCGCUAUUCCUUAAUGGGCGACCCGCUAUCAGGCGAGCACAGCUUGCUGAUCGAUUCGGCAGAGUUGGAGGAUGACGCGGUGUAUGAGUGUCAGGCUACACAGGCGGCGCUGCGCUCCCACCGUGCCAAGCUCACUGUACUAGUUCCUCCUUCAGACCCUGUGGUGGAGGGUGGCCCUGUUGUACGUCUUAAGGCCCACACACCGCACAAUCUCACCUGCAGAGCCUCGGGAGCCAAACCUGCUGCUGAGAUCACCUGGUACAGAGAUGGAGAGGUCAUGGAGACUGCAAUUUAUUCCAAGUCACCGAUGGAGGAUGGGAAGAGGGAGACAGCUGUUAGUAUGCUUCCAAUCGUCCCUGAGGAUAGCGACUCUGGGCGCACCUACACCUGCAGGGUUCUUAACCCAGCUGCCCCAGCUGGACGACAGACAUCGGUCACUAUCAACGUCCAGCACCCUCCUUCAGUGACUCUAUCAGUCCAGCCUCAGACUGUGACCGAGGGAGCCAAGGUUCUCUUCAUCUGCUCUGCUUCGGCCAAUCCUGAAAUCACUGGAUACAGGUGGUCCAAAGGAGGAGUCCCCAUCUCUGAAGCAAAUGGGGACAGCCUUGAGGUGACGGUGGACUACUCUUACUUCACAGACCCCGUCUCCUGUGAGGUGUCCAACUCUGUGGGCAGCACCAAUGUCAGCACUCUGGUCGAUGUCCAAUUUGGCCCCAGACUGCUGUCGGAGCCAAAGCCAAUGACGGUGGACAUAGGGAUGGAUGCAGCCUUUACUUGCGCAUGGACUGGAAACCCUCCUCUGACCCUGGCCUGGACCAAGCAGGGCUCCAGCGUGGUGCUCAGUAAUGGCAACACCUUGCAGCUGAAGGCUGUUACCCAGGAGGAUGCUGGAACAUACACCUGCAAGGCCAUCGUACCCCGGAUUGGAGUUGCGGAAAGAGAUGUCACUCUAACUGUAAACGGCCCACCUAUCAUCACAGCGGACGCCACGCAGCACGCUGUCAAGCACUCCAAGGGCAAGUUGGAGUGCCGGGUGGGAAGCAGCCCCCCGCCAGAUAAGAUUGUAUGGACCUUUGGAGACAUGAGCCUGUCCUCUGGUUCCUCCGGUCGUUACUCAGUGCAGACAGUAACCAGCGACCACGGGGUCCUUUCUUCCUUGGUGCUGUCCGAGACUCUGGCCCAGGAUUUCCAGCUGCGCUACAACUGCACUGCUUGGAACCGCUUUGGCACCGGCACUGCCCUGGUCACACUGAAGGAGCAAGAGGCCCUGCCUAUGUUGAUAAUUGUUGGUGGAGCAGUAGGUGGAGGCUGUGUCCUGCUCAUCUGUGUCAUCACUCUAGUCUCCCUCUGUUGCAGGCACACAGGCAAAGGUGAGCUCAACGGUAAAAGGUGCACUCGUCUUUCUAAGAGUGACAUCAGAGUUCAGAUUGUUCACAGUGAUCACAACGCUACACGUGGCAAUGAUGAUGAGGAGGAUGUCAAAGAGCCCAUGGCACCGAACAGCAGCGAGUCUCCUGGGACAUCGCGCACAGAACACAGCGACCUCCUGGAAGAGGAGGAGGAUGAGAGAUCGGACAUCAAGGACCCCACCAAUGGUUACUACAAUGUCCGUGGCCAUGAAGACCGCCAUAUCCGCAGCAGUGGAUUCUCUGAAUAUGUGCCCAACUCUCGGCCGGUCUACACCCCAUCACAGCUGCCCUCCCCCAGCCCCAUGUACGGUCAGCAUGGCACCCAGCCUCGCGUCUAUGACUUCUCCCACCGAUACGCAACCACCACAGCGGGCAGAACCGCAUAUGAACAGCAGCAAGCUGCCCAGCAGCAGCCCGCCCAGCCAGCCAGCAUUUAUCCAACUGAUCCCCUCUACAGUGGCUCAGCUUACCUACCUGCCACCUACGGUCGCGCCUUCACCAGCUACGUUAAGCCUGCUUCCUAUGAGAAGGUGGAUGCGUAUGACCAAUCAGAUCAGGCCAGCAAGGUGUCCAGCUCGUCUCGCUUCUCUUACGCUUCCUCACAAGUUUCCUCCCAGCAGUCUGACUAUGGCCGGCCUUCACAACGUAUGCAGACGCAUGUCUGAUUGGACAAAAAUAACUGGAAAAAAAGAAGAGUACAGGAGCAGUGAGUAGAUAACCAUUGUCACCUCCACACGCGUGUGGCUGGACUAACAUGAACAGAGACUUACUUUACUUGGACGGUCCUUCGCGGACAUGUUUGGACAGUAUUUGGAGGAGUCAUGUGAUUUACGGAGGUUAUGGGAUAACCGACCUUUAUUUGUUGUGAUGGAAGGCGGGAUCUACAAUAAUGCUAACUGUAGAGCUCCUGAGCUGGAGAAUUCAGCAGAUUGUGAUGUUCAAGUCAAACUUAUGAUUACAGUGCGAUACCUCACCAGGUUAUCUCUACAUGAUGACCACCCAAACCUGUGGAGAUACUCUGUCAGUGCAAGGGCCAACGAGAAAGUCAAAUGAAAUGCAUCUCCUGAAUUUGGGUGGCCAAAAUGACUGGGGUAGCUGUUUACCUGCCUUUCAGAGUUUACUUUGUGUCAACACUAAAUGUCAAUCAUGACCUCUUAAAUACUUUGAAAGAAGAUAUUACAAGCUAAGACA